CGACAUCCCCAUGUCCCUGUCCCCAUGUCACGACAUACCCAUGUCACGACAUACCUGUGUCACGAUAUACCCAUGUCACGACAUACCCAUGUCAUGAUAUACCCCUGUCAUAAUAUACCCAUGUCAUGACAUCCUUAUGUCAUGUUGUCCUCAUGUCACAAUAUACUCACGUCCAACUGUCCCCAUGUCAUGACAUCCCCACGUCACACUGUUCCCAUGUCACGACAUCCCCAUGUCAUGAUAUACCCAUGUCCCUGUCCCCAUGUCAUGACAUACCCAUGUCAUGAUAUACCCAUGUCCCUGUCCCCAUGUCAUGACAUACCCAUGUUCCCAUCUCCAUGUCACGACAUACCCAUGUCCCUGACCCCAUGUCAUGAUAUACCCAUGUCACGAUAUACCCAUGUCACGACAUACCCAUGUCACGACAUCCCCAUGUCCCUGUCCCCAUGUCAUGAUAUACCCAUGUCAUGACAUACCUAUGUCACGACAUCCCCAUGUCAUGAUAUACCCAUGUCCCUGUCCCCAUGUCAUGAUAUACCCAUGUCAUGAUAUACCUAUGUCACGGUAUCCCCAUGUCAUGAUAUACCCAUGUCACGACAUACCCAUGUCAUGAUAUACCCAUGUUCCCGUCUCCAUGUCACGUUAUACCCAUGUCCCUGACCCCAUGUCAUGAUAUACCCAUGUCACGAUACACCCAUGUCCCCAUCCCCAUAUCAUGAUAUAACCAUGUCAUGACAUCCCCAUGUCAUGAUAUUCCCAUGUCCCUGUCCCCAUGUCACGAUAUACCCAUGUCACGAUAUACCCAUGUCAUGACAUACCCAUGUCAUGAUAUACCCAUGUCACACUGUCUCCAUGUCACGACAUACCCAUGUCACACUGUCCCCAUGUCACGAUAUACCCCUGUCACGACAUACCCAUGUCAUGACAUCCUUAUGUCAUGUUGUCCUCAUGUCACGAUAUACCCAUGUCCAACUGUCCCCAUGUCAUGACAUCCCCAUGUCACAUUGUCCUCAUGUCACGGUAUCCCCGUGUCAUGAUAUACCCAUGUUCCCGUCUCCAUGUCACGACAUACCCAUGUCCCUGAACCCAUGUCAUGAUAUACCCAUGUCAUGACAUCCCCAUGUCACGAUAUACCCAUGUCCAACUGUCCCCAUGUCAUGACAUCCCCAUGUCACAUUAUCCUCAUGUCACGGUAUCCCCGUGUCAUGAUAUACCCAUGUCCCCGUCCCCAUGUCACGAUAUACCCAUAUCAUGACAUCGCCAUGUCACCACAUCCCCAUGUCGCAGACCAAUGGCGUGACAUCCCCAUAUCGAGAUAUCCCCAUGUCAUGCUGUCCCCAUGUUGCGAUAUCCCCAUAUUGAGAUAUCCCCAUGUCACGACAUCCCCAUGUCAUGUUGUCCCCAUAUCAUGACAUUCCCAUGUCACGACAUCCCCAUAUCGUGACAUCCACGUGUCACAACAGCUCAUCCCCACGUCAAGAUCCCCAUGUCAUGUCGUCCCCAUGUCACGACAUCCCCAUGUCACAGUCCAAUGUCACGACAUCCCCAUGUCUCGUUGUCCCCAUGUCACGACAUCCCCAUGUCACGAUAUCUCCAUGUCAUGACAUCCCCAUAUCGCGACAUCCAUGUGUCACAACUCAUCCCCAUGUCAACAUCCCCAUGUCAUGUUGUCCCCAUGUCAUGAUAUCCCCAUGUCACGACAUCCCCAUAUCAGGCCAUCCCCAUGUCCCCAGGUCCCCAUGUCACGACAUCCCCAUGUCACAGACCAAUGUCACGAUAUCCCCAUGUCAUGUCAUCCCCAUGUCACGACAUCCCCGUGUCGCAGUCCAAUGUCACGACAUCCCCAUUUCUAAUGGUCCCCAUAUCAUGACAUCCCCAUUUCAUGUUGUCCCCAUGUCACGAUAUCCCCAUGUCACGACAUCCCCAUAUCAAGAUAUCUCCAUGUCAAGAACCCCAUGUCAAACAGUCCCUAUGACACUUCAUCCCCAUGUCACGACAUCCCCAUAUCGUGACAUCCCCAUGUCCCACUCAUCCCCAUGUCAAGAUCCCCAUGUCAUGUCAUGUCAUCCCCAUGUCAAACUGUCCCCAUAUCAUGACAUUCCCCAUGUCACGACAUCCCCAUAUCGUGACAUCCACGUGUCACAACAGCUCAUCCCCACGUCAAAAUCCCCAUGUCACGACAUCCCCAUGUCACGAUAUCUCCAUGUCAUGACAUCCCCAUGUCAANUAAAAACCCCAUGUCAUACAGUCCCCAUGUCACGACAUCCCCAUGUCACGACAUAACCACGUCACAAUAUCCCCAUGUCACGAUAUCCCCAUGUCACACUGUCCCCAUAUCACGACAUCCCCAUAUCGCAACAUCCCCAUAUCACAUUGUCCCCAUCUCACGACAUCCCCUUGUCUCAACAUCCCCAUGUCAUGAUAUAACCAUGUCACGAUAUAACCAUGCCAUGACAUCCCCAUGUCACAGCGUCCCCAUGUCCCCCAAUCCCCAUGUCACGACAUGCCCAUAUCAUAGUCCAAUGUCACGACAUCCCCACGUCACAUUGUCCCCAUGUCACGACAUCCCCAUAUCGUGACAUACCCAUGUCAAAUUGUCCCCAUAUCACAACAUCCCCAUAUCACGACAUCCCCAUGUCACAACAUCCCCAUUUCCCACAGUCCCCAUGUCAAGACACCCCCAUAUCGUGACAUACCCAUGUCAAAUUGUCCCCAUAUCACAACAUCCCCAUGUCACGACAUCCCUAUGUCACAAAGUCCCCAUAUCACGACAUCCCCAUAUCAGGUUGUCCCCAUAUCACGAUAUCCCCAUGUCACAGCUCAAUGUCACGACAUCCCCAUGUCAUGACCAUAUCAAACAGUCCCCAUAUCGUGAUGUCCCCAUGUCACGACAUCCCCAUGUUACGACAUCUCCGUGUCUUGACAUCCCCAUGUCACACUGUCCCCAUAUCACGACAUCCCCAUAUCGCAACACCCCCAUGUCAUGUCGUCCCCAUGUCACGACAUCCCCAUGUCACGACAUCCCCUUGUCUCAACAUUCCCAUGUCAUGACAUAAAUGUCACUCUGUCCCUAUGUCACGAUAUCCCCAUUUCUAACUGUCCCCAUGUCAUGACAUCCCCAUAUCGUGACAUCCACGUGUCACAACAACUCAUCCCCAUGUCCCACUGUCCCCAUGUCACGACAUCCCCAUGUCAAGUCGUCCCUAUGUCGCAAUAUCCCCAUGUCACGACAUCCCCUUGUCUCAGCAUCCCCAUGACAUCCCCAUGUCACGAUACACUCAUGUCACGACAUCCCCAUUUCUAAUGGUCCCCAUAUCACGUUGUCCCCACGUCACGACAUCCCCUUGUCCCAACAUCCCCAUGUCAUGAUAUAAACAUGUCACGAUAUACUCAUGGCAUGACNUCCCCAUAUCACGUUGUCCCCACGUCACGACAUCCCCUUGUCCCAACAUCCCCAUGUCAUGAUAUAAACAUGUCACGAUAUACUCAUGGCAUGACAUCCCCAUGUCACAGUGUCACCAUGUCACGACAUCCCCAUGUCACGACAUCCCCAUAUCACAUCCCCACGUCACACUGUCCCCAUGUCACGAUAUCCCCAGUUCUUACUGUCCCCAUAUCACAAUAUCCCCAUGUCACGACAUCCCCAUUUCUAACGGUCUCCAUACCAUGAUAUAAACAUGUCAUGACAUCCCCAUGUCACGGGAUCCCCAUAUCACGACAUCCCCAUGUCAUGACAUCCCCAUAUCACAACGUCCCCAUGUCAAGUCGUCCCCAUGUCACGACAUCCCCAUGUCACAGUCCAACGUCACGACAUCCCCGUGUCAAGCUGUCCCCAUAUCACCUUAUCCCCAUGUCUCAACAUCCCCAUGUCAUGAUAUAACCAUGUCACGAUAUCCCCAUUUCUAUCUGUCCCCAUAUCACAACAUCCCCAUAUCGUAACAUCCCCAUGUCACGACAUCCCCUUAUCUCAACAUCCCCAUGUCAUGACAUAACCAUGUCACGAUAUACUCAUGUCACGACAUCCCCAUUUCUAUCUGUCCCCAUAUCACGAC
This is a messenger RNA of Coturnix japonica (Japanese quail), 4052 nucleotides long. The record is from RefSeq and is a predicted model, not a curated record. Lineage: Eukaryota; Metazoa; Chordata; Aves; Galliformes; Phasianidae.